Triplophysa rosa is the source of this 7264-nucleotide messenger RNA. RefSeq names its product ATP-binding cassette, sub-family A (ABC1), member 3b (gene abca3b). Lineage: Eukaryota; Metazoa; Chordata; Actinopteri; Cypriniformes; Nemacheilidae. Gene Ontology annotation, cellular component: intracellular membrane-bounded organelle; membrane. Gene Ontology annotation, molecular function: ABC-type transporter activity; ATP hydrolysis activity; lipid carrier activity. The coding region runs from base 194 to 5311 and encodes 1705 amino acids. Gene Ontology annotation, biological process: lipid transport; transmembrane transport. The record is from RefSeq and is a predicted model, not a curated record. The transcript is spliced from 31 exons.
CGCUGGUCACGUGACGGCGUUUGUUGUGUCCGCACCACACGGCCUCUGCGCCACAAUGUCAUAUUCCUCAUCUUCACCACUAUUAUAGUCCAGAUGACUGAUAUUUACCGACUGAAAUCGUUUAUUCACUGCUGACGGACUGAGAGAGACAUAAGUCGCCUAUGCGUGAGGUUGUGAAGAUCUGUUCUUAAAAAUGGCCGUGUGGCAACAGUUCGGACUGCUUCUCUGGAAGAACUACAUCCAUCAAAAGCGUCAGAUCCUGGUCACGGUGGUGGAGAUCGCUCUGCCUCUGCUCUUCUCAGCCAUCCUGAUCAUACUGCGUCAGAAGGUUUCCUCCACUACCUACCCUAAUGCAACACACUACCACAGCUUCUCCGUCAAUGGCCUGCCGGGCGAGGUCUGCUUCAAGGACCUGGCGUACGUGCCGGCCAAUGCCAGCGUGGUGCGUCAGAUCGCCGAGGACGUUAAGGAGAGCUUGAAGUGGCGCAUCAGUUCCGUCCGUGGCUUUGAAACGGAGGAACAGUUCGAGGCGUUUGUGAAGACAGACCCACAUUCAAGCGGCAUUUUGGCGGCGGUUGUGUUCGAGCACAAAUUCAGCCAUGAUGAUGAGCCUCUUCCCCUGCAGGUUGCCUAUCAUCUACGCUUCUCGUACAGCCCUCGAAACGCUCCGGCUCGUGAGAAAUCCGAGUUUAAUCCAAACAAUGACAUGGACUGGCACACCCUCCGCCUCUUCCCUCUUUUCCAGCUUCCGGGGCCCAGGGAACAGCACGACGCUCCCGGGGGUACCCCAGGUUAUUUCCGUGAGGGCUUCCUGCACGUGCAGCAUGCGGUGGACAGAGCCAUCAUGAAGUCCUAUAACAGCACAGCAGCCUCGGCCCUCCUCAGUCAAACUCAUGUGCGGCUCUCCCGCUUCCCCUACCCGCCGUUCAUCUACGACGUCUUCAUCCUGGCCAUACAGAACCAGCUGCCCCUGCUCCUCGUGUUGAGCUUCACGUACACGUCUCUGAACAUCGUCCGCGCCGUGGUGCAGGAGAAAGAGAGGAAACUCAAGGAGUACAUGCGCAUGAUGGGUCUCAGUAACUGGCUGCAUUGGAGUGCAUGGUUCCUCAUGUUCUUCCUCUUCCUGUCCAUCUCCAUCUUCUUCAUCACUCUGCUCUGCUGUAUCAAGGUGAGUCCUAACGGAGCAGUGUUGACGUAUAGUGACCCGACGCUGGUGUUCGUCUUUCUGCUGGUGUUUGCUGUGUCCACCAUCAACUUCAGCUUCAUGGUCAGCGUGUUCUUCUCCAGAGCGAACGUUGCCGCAGCAGCGGGCGGCUUCAUCUACUUCCUCAGCUACCUGCCGUAUCUCUUCCUGUGGCCCCGCUAUGACCUCCUGUCACACGCCCAGAAAGUCUCCGCCUGCCUCAUCUCCAAUGUGGCCAUGGCCAUGGGUACCCAGCUUAUCGGCAUGUUCGAGGGCAAAGGGACGGGCAUCCAGUGGUCUAACAUGUUUGAGUCGGUAACAGUGGACGAUGACUUUUCUCUGGCUCAGGUGCUCGGACUGCUUCUGCUGGACGCCGUGAUGUACGGCCUGGUAGCCUGGUACGUGGAAGCGGUAUUCCCCGGAGAGUACGGAGUCCCUCUGCCGUGGUAUUUCUUCAUUCUGUCGUCGUACUGGUGCAGUAGUCCUCGCGUGGCCUUUCUGAAAGAGAAAGAGGAGGAGGAAGAUGCCGAGAAGGCUCUGAAGGGCGAGUUUAUCGAGGAAGUGCCAGCUGGACUGGUGUCAGGGGUCAAAAUCAAACAUUUGACAAAGGUGUUCAGAAUGGGCAAGAAGGACAAAGAGGCAGUGAGAGAUCUAACACUCAACAUGUAUGAAGGUCAGAUCACAGUCCUGCUGGGUCACAACGGAGCUGGAAAGACCACCACACUGUCUAUGCUGACAGGUCUGUUCCCGCCCAGCAGCGGCCGUGCAUACAUUAACGGUUAUGAUAUAUGUCAGGACAUGACUCUGAUCCGUCGCAGUCUGGGUUUGUGUCCUCAGCACGACGUGCUCUUCGACAAUCUCACCGUCCGAGAACAUCUGCUGUUUUACACACAGCUGAAGGGUUUCCCUCGCCAAAAGAUCCCAGAUGAGGUUGAGCGCAUCAUCCGUAUUCUUAACCUGGAAGACAAGCGGGACGCCAGGUCCAAGACCCUCUCGGGAGGAAUGAAGAGAAAGCUUUCCAUCGGCAUCGCUCUCAUCGGAGACUCUAAGGUAGUGAUGCUGGACGAGCCCACCUCGGGUAUGGACCCUUCCGCCCGACGGGCCACCUGGGACCUGCUUCAGGGCGAGAAGCGCGGCCGUACCAUCCUGCUCACCACGCAUUUCAUGGACGAAGCCGAUCUGCUCGGAGACCGGAUCGCCAUCAUGGCCGGCGGAGAACUGCAGUGCUGCGGCUCGCCACUCUUUCUUAAAAACAAAUACGGUGCGGGUUAUCACAUGGUGAUCGUCAAAGACGCAUUUUGUAACGUGUCGGAGAUCACACAUCUGGUCCACAUGUAUGUGCCCAACGCCACUCUAGAGAGCUGUGCCGGAGCUGAGCUGUCCUACAUACUGCCUAAAGAGAGCACCAGCCGGUUUGAGCUGCUGUUUGCCGAGCUGGAGAUGAAUCGAGAGGAGUUGGGCAUCGCCAGCUAUGGAGCGUCGGUCACCACCAUGGAGGAAGUUUUUCUGAGGGUCGGCAAGCUCGUGGACUCCAGUUUGGACAUUCAGGCCAUUCAGCUUCCUGCUCUUCAGUAUCAGCAUGAGCGCAGGUCACAUGACUGGACGACGGAUGACUCCAGCAGUGCUAGCGGUAUGACCGACGUGACGGAUUUCACAGACAGCGGCACUUUAAUUUCAGAAGACGGCUCCAACAUCAAACUCAACACAGGGGCCCGACUCUACCUGCAGCAGUUCUACGCAAUGUUCCUGAAGAGGGCGCUGUACAGCUGGAGGAACUGGAAAGUGAUUGUGGCUCAGUUUUUGGUGCCGCUCAUUUUCAUCGUGUUGGCGCUGGUGGUGGCCCGCACUCUUCCCGGCGGCCACAGCACCCCUCAGCUCCGCCUGUCACUGUCACAGUACGGCCCUACACACGUGCCCGUGGCUCUCGAAGCAGAUGCCGGCCCGCUGGCCGAAGCCCUGGCUGAGGUCUACACCACACAGCUGGCGUCCCAGAACGCCAUAGCCGCCACUAAUAUAACAGAUCUGUCAGAUUAUGUGCUGUAUAAUGCUGUGAGAGAGGGCGGCGCUUUUAACGAACGCUGUGUGGUGGGUGCUGCUCUCUGCAAAUCCAGGAGUCACACCGAGAUGAUCGGAUACUUCAACAAUCAGGGCUAUCACACCCCCGCCACGGCCCUCAUGCUGGUGGACAACGCUCUUUACAAACUGCUGGCUGGACCCAACGCCUCCAUCCAGACCGGAAAUUUCCCCAUGCCCCGUAACAUGUCCGAAAUCGCCCAGAGCCAGCUUUCAGAGGGUCAGACAGGUUUCGCCAUCGCUAUAAACCUCAUGUACGGUAUGGCGUCUUUAGCCAGCACCUUCGCUCUGCUCCUGGUGUCGGAGCGCUCUGUGAAGUCCAAGCACGUGCAGCGGGUCAGCGGGGUCUACCUCUCUAACUUCUGGUUCUCUGCUCUGCUCUGGGAUCUCAUCAACUUCCUGUUGCCCUGUCUGCUCAUGCUGGUUGUGUUCCGAGCGUUUUCCGUUGAAGCGUUUGUGGCAGAGAACCACCUGGUGGAUGUUCUGCUGUUGUUGCUGUUGUAUGGAUGGGCCGUGAUCCCACUCAUGUAUCUGCUCAGCUUUCUGUUCUCCUCGGCCGCCACCGCUUACACGCGCCUCACCAUCUUCAACAUCAUCAGCGGCACGGCCACGUUCCUCGCCGUCAUCAUCAUGACCAUACCCGAGCUUCAUCUGCAAGACCUCUCUCACAUCCUGGAUAAAGUCUUCCUGCUCUUCCCAAACUACUGCCUGGGAAUGUCCUUCUGCCAGUUCUACCAGAACUACGAGUUCAUCACCUUCUGCACCUCCAGCGCGAUGGCGGAGUACGUCUGCAAGUAUUACAACGUUACAUUUCAAGUGAACUACUUCUCCAUGGAGGAGCCCGGCGUGGGACGCUUCCUGGUGGCCAUGUCGCUGCAGGGCGUGGUCUUCAUCGGCCUGCUCCUCCUCAUGGAGCUCCAGUGCAUCCACACCCUCAUGAACCUCUGCAGGGGACGCAAGAAGUUCAUGCUGGUGGCAGAAGAGGCUCUUCAGUCUGAGGACAGAGACGUGGCUGAGGAGAGGAAGAGAGUUUUGGAGUGUCAGCCGGUGGUCGAGUCCAUGGUGGGCAGCCCGCUCAUCCUGCAGGAGCUCAGAAAGGUGUACUCAGGUGGGCCGUCGCUGUUGGCAGUGGACCGCUUAUCCUUGGCCGUCGGGAAGGGCGAGUGUUUCGGUUUGCUGGGGUUUAACGGUGCGGGGAAGACCACGACGUUCAAAAUGCUGACCGGAGAUGAAAGCAUCACAUCAGGAGAUGCCUUCAUCGAUGGUUACAGCAUCCUCCGAGACGUGAAAAAGGUUCAACAGAGGAUCGGCUACUGCCCUCAGUUUGACGCGGUGUUGGAUCACAUGACGGGACGGGAGACCCUAAGCAUGUACGCCAGACUGAGGGGCAUUCCGGAGAAGUACGUGUCCGCCUGCAUCGAAAACGUCCUGCGCUCGCUGCUGCUCGAACCUCACGCUGACAAACUCGUCCGCAGCUACAGCGGUGGUAAUAAGAGGAAGUUGAGCGCAGGCAUCGCUCUGAUCGGAGGGCCCCCUGUGAUCUUUCUGGACGAGCCGUCGACAGGCAUGGACCCCGUGGCCAGACGCCUGCUGUGGGACGCGAUAACACGCACCCGUGAGUCGGGAAAAGCCAUCAUUAUAACCUCACACAGUAUGGAGGAAUGCGAGGCGUUGUGUACGCGGCUGGCCGUCAUGGUGAACGGGCAGUUCAAGUGUCUGGGCAGCCCGCAGCAUCUGAAGAGUAAAUUUGGAAGCGGUUACACACUGUUGGCAAAGGUUCACACGGAGGGAGAUUUAGGAGAAAUGGAUCUUCAGCUCUUUAAAGACUUUGUUCAAAACACCUUUCCAGGAAGUUUACUGAAGGACGAACAUCAGGGAAUGGUUCACUACCACUUAACCGAUAAAACCCUCACCUGGGCACAGGUGUUUGGGGUUCUGGAAACAGCCAAAGAGAAGUAUCGUAUCGAGGAUUACUGCGUCAGUCAGAUCUCUCUGGAGCAGGUGUUUCUCAGCUUCGCUCAGUUUCAGCAUUACUCUGACGACCGCUGGAAAUGACACGCUCAUCUUCACCUGUUGAAUAGGAGGGACUGACUCUCGGUGGAGUCACACCACAGGACGACGCUCAGGUCUUCUCGCACACACUCAUAUACAACCCGAUCAGAUUUAACACUCCCAGACGGGACCAAUAACAUCAGAUCUCGGCCAGCAGCUGUAUUCUGGGUUUGUUUGAACACCGUCAGAAAUGGUGCAUCUCACGUCCUCUCCUUGAAUUUUAACGGGUUGGGUCCAUCCUCGAUCCUCGGCCCGAACGGAAAGGACGUGUUUUCGUUGUGACAAAAUGUCUUUGGAGCGCACUCGUGUACGAUUGUUGUGUUAUUUAUGAAUGUCUUCAUUUGGUUUGUUGUUCUCCAUUUGCUGUUGACUGUGGUCUUGAUGGUACGUGCGCUUGGCUCUUUCAAAAUAAACUCAAACGCUGAAAGGGUGGAAGACUAUCUUAAUAUGGGACGUCCGGAUCGAGAAUGAGAAAUCAAAUUCGCAGAAAUGCUGCAUCUUCGGGCUUUGCAAUGUUAAAGAACGUUACAUUGACGUAGAAACCUAUUGAAUAGAAAGUUUUAUAGAUGAGCUUUAGUUAAUUUAUAGACUUUAUACAAUAGCUUUGAUCGGUCAUUUGGCAGGUAUCAAUUUCUUUCAAAAGUCCCCUUUUAUCGUGUUUAACAAGACACUCCAAAGAAACAUUUCUUUAUAUUUCAGUGAAAAUAUAGAAAGGCUUUCAAAUAAUAACGUUUUCCAUUUUCCUAAGACGUUGUAACACUUCUCCCACCAUUUCUAACUGUGAUUUGUGUUUUUUUAUAAACGUGUAUAUAUGUAUAGGAAUGCCUAAUGCUUCCACCCAGAUUUGACUGUUUUUUGAAAUGUUAUUCCACGGUUGACCACUAGGGGGAACCCGGAGUUCACAUAUUUUGUGUUUUCAUUCAACCAAAUGUCUCUUUUGAAAUACAAAAUGACCACUCCUGUGUGCGACAAGAACCUGUCGUGAAGCAAAAACCACUAGAUUUACAUAUGUUUUAUUAACGCAUGCUUUUUGUUGCUGUCGACGCUGACACAGUCGCUCUGGGUGUGAACUCAUGUCUUUCAAAUCUGAUAUUCACUUGCACUACUAGUGUGGACCAAUUCAUUCGCCCUCAGAAAGAUCCAUCAAAAAGAUGUGAAGAAUUGCAAAGCAAGGGGUUAACGUAAUAUAAUUUCCUAACGAUAGGCCACAUUCCUGAAACAUGAGCGGCGUGAAUUUAAUGCGAUAAUUGGCUUUAGAAAUGAAGCUCAAAUAACAGCGAGGGACUUGAACUUCUUUGCGAAUUCACAACAAAACAUGUUCAAAUGUUCUGACACCGUCCUUUAUUUGUUCCGAGAUGAAACGCUGCUACGCUCAUUUAUUACGUGCAUUGAACUGUUUUUACAUGUUUUCGUCCAACGUGGCCUUGCCGUUACAAUGAUCUACUGUAAAGUGAUGUGGCUACAUCUACAACAAGAAAACGAAUCGAAUACAUGUGUACAAUGCAGAUUGUGUCUAUGCAUCUUCCCGUCCAGAUUCACUUUCGUUGAAUGUAUUUUCCUAUAGCAGACGGGAAACCCGGGCUUAUUCGUCACCGUAACGCUGACUUUCGGCGAAACUGGCGCAAUGUAGAUACAAAAGAGCUUCAGAGGUGACGUGACCACGGAUUGUUGAUUUUCUAUGAUUUUUUCAUGAAUUGGUCCGUUUGUAACAGGUUUUGCACUUUGCUCUGGCUGUUGUGUCUGAACUGCUUGUUAUGAAACUGAAAUAUUGCAUUUUGAAGUGAGAUAGAGAGGAGGAACUUGAAAAUGUUAAUUAUGACAAUGUUGAUUUAAAAUGGUAAUAUAUACCAUAACUUAAAAAGGGAAUUGUAACCCUGUGUACUGUAUCACUAAAUUAACUAUGUGUAAAAUGUAAGUAUUGACAUUUCUUUUUUAUUAAAUCUGCCUUAUGCAAAG